Messenger RNA from Caenorhabditis remanei, 840 nucleotides. RefSeq lists its product as uncharacterized. Gene Ontology annotation, molecular function: serine-type endopeptidase activity. Bases 1 to 840 code for a protein of 279 amino acids. The record is from RefSeq and is a predicted model, not a curated record. NCBI's taxonomy places the organism in Eukaryota, Metazoa, Nematoda, Chromadorea, Rhabditida, Rhabditidae. The transcript is spliced from 7 exons. Gene Ontology annotation, biological process: proteolysis.
AUGUUGUUCCGAGCAAUCGUUGUUGCCUCCAUCUGCGCUUUGGUGCUUUCCCUCUACAUUGCUGAUCCGACUAGAUGGACUCGUCAUCAGUAUUUGGUUAAGGUUCUUACAAAGGAUACGAAGACCGGAACUAUUUCGACUUGCACCGGAACUCUCCUCUCCCCAUCCGUUGUUCUUACGAGUGCAAGAUGCUUUCCAAAAGACCAAAAGAACGUUGCUGGUCAAGCAGUCGUCGUGAAAAGAGAUUCACUUGAUCUCAUGAACAAGGCUAUGCUCGCGGUCAGAAUCGAUGGUGAUAUGGCUCUCAUGAAGAUUGAUGCUAUCAAGGACGAACAGUUUUGCGACAAAGACCCACAUCCACCAAGAGUCGCUCGUCUCAACUUCAAGCCAAGUUUGACGGAGGCCACAUAUCUGACCGUUCAGCCAAAAGAGCUUCAAGAUAUGAGAUGCAGAGUGCUUGGAUUCAAAACUAAGGACGAUGUCGAGGAAUUCGCCACAUCCAAGGAACUCCAAAUCCAGGAGCUUGAUGUUCGUGCCGAUCAGGAUAAUCUCAUGUUUUCGGAAGUCAAUGCCAAUACAACUGGACGUGUGUGCUGGGAUGACAUUGGAGCUCCAUUGGAAUGUGUACUCAAUGACGAAGACAUCAAAUGGACUCAAGUCGGAUUUGUUCAUGGUCUCUACGGACGUGAAACCGAUCAAGACACGAACAGCACCAUUUCCUUCAGCUGUUCCGAUGUACAGACCAUGCAAUUCGUGGUUUUCAAUGACAACACCUUCGCUCACGCCAUCGAAAGCGUUGACAAGUCGAGUGUCUUCGAGGCUCAAGACAAGUGUUUCUAA